AUGGAGAACGGAUUGUAUUCUGUCCCUCAGCAAGCGUCGAAAGUUUUUCGUGAAGGCAUCUUAGGUAGUCCGCGAACACAUCAGCACCUCAUCGAUGACCUGGAGAAGUACGAUACAGUCGUUUUCGAAGGAUCUCAGGACCCCAUUGUUCCUGUUAACUGGCGAUUUGCUGAGAGUGUAUCCGCACUAAAAGCGCUCGAGGCGACGUACGUCAAUGCCAUCCUCGACAAGCUCUAUGGAGUGCCUCCGCAGAAGGCUUUUAUCAACACUGACCAUGCAACCCUAUUCCUCUUGUCCAUUCCCCUCUGGUCUCUUGACCCUGAGGGUAGAAACAUAAGCUUUGUGGACAUCAGAAGCGACGCUGCGGCCAAAGAAUUUUACCUCAGCCUCUUCAAAGACUUUGACACCCACAAGUCGCUGGAAGGCGCCUACCGAUGCUGUACAUCCAAUAUCUAUAGGACGUCCGACGGUCGGUUUUUCCACCUCCACGGCUCGCUCAACCCAGAUGUUGUUCUACGAAUGCUGAAGUUUCCUCUUAUGCCACCUGGGGGUGAAGACACGUUUGAAAAGGUACUGCCUAUGUUUAGGGAAGCACUUUCGCAGUGCGAUAGCAAGAGCAUCGACGAACUAUCGAACGAUGUCUUCAAGACCUCGGGGACAAUAUGCCACGACAUUAAUGGCUACCGAAGGACACUUCAUGGUAUAGCGAACUCGCAUGUUGGUCUGUGGGAGUCGUACAAAGCCAAUGAGACUCAACCUCCCUGCUGGUGGACAGAUGCAGUUGGUAAUAAGCCAAGCAACCCAUCAAGGCCCCUCGCCGGACUUAAGGUCCUCGACGCUACCCGCAUCAUCGCGGGACCUGCCGUGACCCGUGGGCUGGCAGAACUGGGAGCAACCGUUCUGCGAAUCACAUCCCCUUCUGUACCCGAUGCGACUAUAUACCACCCCGAAUUUAAUUGGGGCAAGCGAAACGCUGCCCUAGACUUUGCCAACGAGGCAGAUCGAGAGACCAUGAAAAAACUUAUUUUGGAGUGCGACGUGUUUGUCUCAAGCUAUCGGCCAGAGGUCAUGGAGAAAUGGGGCUUUGGGGCCGAUCAAAUCAUGGAAAUGUGCAAGGAUAGAUCCAAAGGGAUCAUUGUAGUGCGGCUCAAUUGCUUUGGAUGGCAUGGUCCAUUACGGUUGAGAAGUGGAUGGCAGCAGAUAUCGGAUGCGCACACCGGCGUUUCCUAUGAGUUUGGCCGCUCAAUGGGAAAUGACGAACCAGUCACUCCCGUGUUCCCAAAUAGUGACUUUUGCACUGGCAUUUCGGGAAUAUGCAGUGUGUUAGACGCCCUGAUUCGGAGGGGAGAGAACGGUGGGUCGUACAAGAUAAAUUUGGCACUUGACUACUACAACAACUGGUUGGUCGAGGAUGUUGGCACUUACUCAGAAGAGACCUGGGACAAACUUCGCAGGCAUUACGACUCGCCUGUCUUUCGUCACGACGACCAUAUGCUAGUUCUAAUCUCGCGGGUAAUGAGCAUGCUCAAGGAUAAGUCCUCGCAUUUGUUUGAUCCAAAAUUCUUCGAAUCCCGGCCUUGUCCAAAUCUAGGCAUAUCGAUUCGGACCGUGAAGCCGGUUAUACAGUUCGAUGGAGUUGUAAAACCUGGGUUUGACAUUGGGACGAGAGGCAAUGGCGUUGAUGAAGCUCGAUGGACAUCUGAGCCUAUUGAAUCAGCUGCAAUAGAGACCUAG
Molecule: messenger RNA, 1734 nt
Organism: Coccidioides posadasii C735 delta SOWgp
Lineage: Eukaryota; Fungi; Ascomycota; Eurotiomycetes; Onygenales; Onygenaceae
Molecular function (GO): catalytic activity
Source: RefSeq, a predicted model, not a curated record